Molecule: messenger RNA, 1113 nt
Organism: Phoenix dactylifera (date palm)
Lineage: Eukaryota; Viridiplantae; Streptophyta; Magnoliopsida; Arecales; Arecaceae
Product: chlorophyll a-b binding protein CP26, chloroplastic-like
Biological process (GO): photosynthesis, light harvesting
Cellular component (GO): membrane
Source: RefSeq, a predicted model, not a curated record
UCCCCUCCCCGCCACACACCGCGCCCUCCUCGACGGCCACCAGUCCACCGUCUUCUUCCGGCCGGGAUUCUUUAGCCAAGAGACCAUGGCAUCCAUUGCAGCAGCGACCGCUCCGGCCUCGUUGGGAGUGUCGGAGAUUCUCGGCACACCACUGAACUCCAAGGCCGCAGCCCGCACGGCUCCGGCGCCAUCGAGCGCUGGGUCUUCUAAGAUUGUUUCGCUCUUCUCCAAGAAGAAGGCCGCCGCUCCCCCUCCGAGGACAAAGCCUGCUUCCAUCUCUCCGGCCAACGAGGAGCUCGCCAAGUGGUAUGGUCCUGACAGAAGAAUCUUCUUGCCGGAAGGCUUGUUGGAUCGCUCAGAGGUUCCAGAGUACCUCACCGGAGAAGUACCCGGAGAUUAUGGCUAUGAUCCUUUUGGGCUGAGCAAGAACCCAGAAAAUUUCAGCAAAUACCAAGCUUAUGAGCUCAUUCAUGCAAGGUGGGCCAUGCUCGGUUCCGCAGGCUUCAUUAUCCCUGAGGCUUGCAACAAAUUUGGUGCUAAUUGUGGCCCCGAGGCUGUUUGGUUCAAGACUGGUGCUCUUCUCCUAGAUGGAAACACAUUAAAUUACUUUGGAAAGAACAUUCCAAUCAACCUUGUUUUUGCUGUCAUUGCUGAGGUUGUCCUUGUCGGAGGUGCUGAAUAUUACCGAAUCACCAAUGAACUGAAUUUCGAGGACAAGCUCCAUCCAGGAGGUCCAUUUGAUCCUUUGGGGUUGGCAAGUGAUCCUGACCAAGCAGCAUUGCUUAAAGUAAAGGAGAUCAAGAACGGGCGGCUGGCUAUGUUCGCAAUGCUCGGCUUCUUCCUCCAGGCCUACGUGACUGGUGAAGGUCCUGUGGAGAAUCUCACCAAACACCUGAGUGAUCCAUUUGGAAACAAUUUGCUUACCGUGAUCGCCGGGUCAGCUGAAAGAGCUCCAACCCUUUAACUUUUUCCUUGCCUCCUUGCCACCUUCGAAUUCAAUGCUAUCUAAGUUUGUGAGAUCAUUCAGGCCUCUGUAAAAUGUCUGUGUACUAUGCCUGUUUUCAUGAGACUUUUGCAAGCAAUUGAGAUUGAUAUCUCAUUCUGGAUGACCAA